AUGUCUUGCAGAGAUCGGCUGUUGCAACUCAAACAUCUGCUUGAAACACCAACAUCGGAAACCAAUCUAAACGAAAACAAUUCAUCAUUCUGGAGCAUUCAUAACAUUGCAAGAUAUGUGAGUGAUGUUCUAAGAUUAGUGAGUGUUUCUUUUGAAACACUACGAAAUUCCUUCAUCUCCGAUUCAGAAGCAAGUCAUUCGAAGGCUCGUACCAUGUUGGAAAAUAAUUUAACUCUUCUCAUCCAGACAAAAAACACAGAGCCACAAAACAUUACAACUGCUGUCAAUGCUGCUAGAGAUGAACAUCGAAGAAAAAUGUUUGACUGCUUCAAAGAAGCAGAGAAGUUUCCUGAAAGAAUGACAGCAUGUAUUGACGAAAAAAGUUUAAUAGAUCUAUCGAAUACUGUGAGUGAAUUGAAAGAAAAUGAAAAAUUAGACGAGCUGAAGGAUGAGGUUUUGAAAUAUUUUGACUCACAAGCGAGUAAGGUGUACAAUAGGGCUGCCCAAUUAGCCAUGGGAGUAGUGAUUUUGAGAGGAGUCAUGAGUUUGUAUAAUAGUGUUCACUCCAUGAAAGAAUAUUCCAAAUAUUGCAAUGCUAACAUUGCAGUUCAUCAUCAAAUUCUUUCGAAUUGUGAGGCAGAAAUUUGUGAUAUCAUUGAAGAAGCUAUUCAACAUGUCGAUGAUUUUGAUGACAUGAUAUUUAACAAACUCCUUCUUGAUAUUGGAAGAAUGAAUCGACUUUUGGAGACGCAAAUGUUGUCCAUCAAGUUGGACAUCAAGCGAUGUGAAGAACAACAAACGAGUGCCCUUAUGAGUGGAUUAGAAGCAUCGAUAGGAGUUAUUGGAUCGCUAUUCUUUUCUUAUUUGAAUUGGAGAAAUAUGUCAAACGGCACAAAGUUUUUCAACUUAGCAGCUGUAGCUGUUGGCUUGGGAAAUAUUGUGUACGGGCAAACAAGAGCCUACAAUUCGUAUCAUAGAAUUCUGAAUAACUAUCAGCAUUCACGUCUUGAAUAUGAAAAAUUUAAUGGGCUAUCUCUGGAGCUCAAAAAAAUUGUAAAUGAAAUGCAGUUAAGGAGUGAACUGGGUAGCAAGAUGAUGUGA
Molecule: messenger RNA, 1101 nt
Organism: Naegleria lovaniensis
Lineage: Eukaryota; Heterolobosea; Eutetramitea; Acrasida; Naegleriidae
Exons: 1
Coding region: 1-1101 (366 amino acids)
Source: RefSeq, a predicted model, not a curated record